AUGAACUCCUUCUUAGAAGAUCUGGCCUUUGCUGAUGACAUCUGCCUUCUGUCAAGUAAUGUUAACAUCAUGCAGAACAAAACGACGAAAUUAAACGAAGUUGCUCAAAGUAUAAGCCUGAACAUUAAUGAAAAGAAGACCAAAGUAAUGACUGUAAAUAGUAAUACAGCUCAACCAGUCAAGAUAAGAAAUAACAUCAUAGAAGAGGUUGAGGAUUUCAAAUAUUUAGGCAGCAUGUUAAGUAACACCAAUGGGACGGCGAGAGACAUCAAAGCCAGAAUAAGCAAGGCGAGAAACGCAUUUUGCCAACUGCAAUCCAUAUGGAGAAGUGGGUCGAUCAGUAUGAACACCAAACUGAAAAUAUACAACAGUAACGUGAAAUCUGUGUUACUCUAUGGGGCUGAAUGCUGGAGAAUAAUACAAACUGACAUGGGAAAAAAACUCUCCUCAUUCCAUAACACCUGCCUCCGAAAAAUCUGUAAAAUCUACUGGCCCAAAAAGAUAUCGAAUAAAGAUCUAUAUCUUAAGACCAAACAGUCCUGCAUGGAGAUUAAAAGAAGGUGGUGUUGGAUUGGGCAUGUUCUACAAAAAGGAGAAGAUAUUACUAAGAUUGCACUGAGAUGGACACCUGAUGGAAAAAGAAAAAGAGGACGCUCAAAAGAGACAUGGCGAAGGAUGGUAGAACAGGAGAUGAAAGAUAUAGGGAAGACCUGGGGGGAAAUAGAAAAGAAAGCAAAAGACAGGCAGUUGUGGCGUCAGCUGGUUGAGGCCUUAUGUGCUGAUAAGCACGAAGAUGAUAAGUAA
This is a messenger RNA of Ostrea edulis (European flat oyster), 804 nucleotides long. RefSeq lists its product as uncharacterized. The transcript has a single exon. The record is from RefSeq and is a predicted model, not a curated record. Lineage: Eukaryota; Metazoa; Mollusca; Bivalvia; Ostreida; Ostreidae. The coding region runs from base 1 to 804 and encodes 267 amino acids.